This is a messenger RNA of Anguilla rostrata (American eel), 1579 nucleotides long. Its product is annotated as protein phosphatase 1 regulatory subunit 1A-like. Gene Ontology annotation, molecular function: protein phosphatase inhibitor activity. Gene Ontology annotation, biological process: intracellular signal transduction. Gene Ontology annotation, cellular component: cytoplasm. The transcript is spliced from 7 exons. Bases 412 to 1077 code for a protein of 221 amino acids. The record is from RefSeq and is a predicted model, not a curated record. NCBI's taxonomy places the organism in Eukaryota, Metazoa, Chordata, Actinopteri, Anguilliformes, Anguillidae.
GGAGGGAGAGAGAAACACGAGACAGAGAGAGAGGUGUUGAGAGCAAGAGUGUCCUUGCAUCAAGCUGUGAGAGCAGACACAGGGACAGAGGAAAAGAGAGAGGGAAUAAGAGAGAGAGAGAGAGAGAGAGACGGAGGACCAGAACAGAGGGCACGCGAGGGAGAGUGAGAAGGAUACAGAAAGACAGAGAAACAGGCGGAGAAACCGAGAGGGAGAAGGAGAAAAGGCGACGUUGAGGAGACCGGAGGAGUAGAGGAUUUUCAGGACGACUGUGACUGUGCUGUAUUCCGACCCCCGCCCCCUACCUGCCCCACCCCCCCCUAAGAACACCCCUUCCUUAAACGGCCCCUCCGUCCAUCUCCCCCCACACCCCCCUCUCUCUCCCGCGCUCUCAUCCCCGGUGGCAUCGUCAUGGACACCGGCAGCCCCCGCAAGAUCCAGUUCACUGUGCCGCUGUUGGACUCUCACCUGGAUCCAGAGGCAGCAGAGCAGAUCAGAAGACGACGGCCCACUCCCGCCACGCUCGUGGCGUCCAGCGAUCAGUCCUCACCAGAAAUUGAUGAAGACCGACUGCCAAACCAGUUAUACAAGGCAGCAUUGCUGAACUCUCCCCGGCAACGACGGAAGGGCGCACGAGGCACGCCCACAAUGAAAGAGCUGCAGUUCCUGGUGGAGCACCACCUGUACUGUCAGCAGCAGGGCGGGGGCGGCGGGGGGGACGACUGCUCCUCGGAGAGCUGCCUGUCGGACCGGCCCAGCCCGGACUCCGCCCCGGCCGGGGACGAGCUCCCGGAGGAUGAGGAGGGCUGGAACGCCGAAGCUCAGGCCACCGCCGAGGCCUUCGAGAAACUCCGCUGCCAGAUGGAGGAGUUUUCCAGGGAGAGCUUAUUAGAGGCCACUGGCGGGACGGAGUGCGAUUCGCCCAAGGAGGAAGUGAGUUCUGCCGCCGUAACCAAGGAAACGCCGACACAACACACCGACGCAGGUAGAGAAGACUCAGCAGCAGCAUCCAGAGCAGAGUCUAGCGUGAGCCCGUUAGCCGAGGAGGAGAAGGACCAGCAGAGGGAGGAGAAAUGAGGACCGUCUGCAGGAACACCUCGCUGCUUUCUCUCUUUUACAUUUUCCGUUGAUGACAGUGAUGUUUUCCGGACUGAAGCCAAUGUUGAUUCUCUGGCUCCCCCACAGUCUCGAACCCCAGGCCCUCCACCUCUCUCUAACCCCAGGGGCAAGCGGCCCUGGUCCUGGAGCCCCAGAGAUGUCCGUUUUUUUUGUUGCAUCUGCACUUCAUCAUCAGAGUUUGAUGGAUCAUUAAGAGUCUGAGCCUCAGUGCUCAGCAUCUGAAUGAUAGCCCUCCAGCACAGGGUCCCCUGUGCUCAUUAACCCUGAUAAUUAACAUGUCGUUAUGGGUUUGGAUGGAGCAAAAUCAAAUCCAGGAACAUCUCAGGCGCUCCACGACCAGUGUUGCCUGGCAACCCCUAUUAAAUGAAAAGGCCACGACCCCUCCCUUCACCCCUGAGUUUAUCCCAGAUAAAGCAGGACCUUCUGUGUGUUUCAGGACUGCAUUUUCACAUUAACUGUC